Aspergillus glaucus CBS 516.65 is the source of this 1504-nucleotide messenger RNA. RefSeq lists its product as uncharacterized. Gene Ontology annotation, biological process: proteasome assembly. The transcript is spliced from 2 exons. The record is from RefSeq and is a predicted model, not a curated record. Bases 8 to 1369 code for a protein of 453 amino acids. NCBI's taxonomy places the organism in Eukaryota, Fungi, Ascomycota, Eurotiomycetes, Eurotiales, Aspergillaceae. Gene Ontology annotation, molecular function: proteasome binding.
CGUCAUUAUGGCGCCUUCAAGCGGGCACUUGCUGCUCCCAAAAUUUUGGAGAGCGGCUAGGUUCGCCUACGAGAAGGCCUACAAGGCCGUUAGAUCCAAGCUACCAGAACCGACUCAACAGGUACUUCGUGUCCAACCAGCGUAUGCGCGUAUCACUCCUCGACAGCCCAUAAACCGUGCUGCUGCUAUCCGCCAAGCCCGGAGCCGUCCCUUCUCAACCCGUGCGGCGAGUUCGUUUAUCUCGUACAUCCGGACUGGACUCCAGGGUGAGCGUUCUGCUUAUCCGCCAUCCCGCGUUGCCACCAAUGUUGGCCGUUUAACUACCCGUGCGCCGUUUGCGUCGACGCUCCGUCCGAACUUGACCGGAGGUACUCUGGGCCGUACGGCGGGUGGAUACGCCUUUGGUGCUGGCCGUGUUGGGGGACAGCGGUUUUUCUCGCAUGGACCAGCUGCUCCUGCUCAGGUUAUCAACAAUGUGUCUGCUGGUGUGCGGGCUUUCUUCCUUUCUGGACAGAAGCUCCGCUUCGAUGGCAUUGACCCGAUCUCCGGCAACAAGCGGUACAAGGCCGUGAGCAAGAUUCAGGACCAGGCUGAGCACCAGAUGACCGCUAUCCCUCGCACUGCUCCUGGUUCCCACAUUGACUUUCAGCUUUCGCCUACCAUCACUGCCAUGGGCGCGAUGGCCGGUUUCCAGAAGAAGUCUACCUCGGCUGACGUUGAGAACCUUAACUCGGAGGGUCUUAUGGACAUGCUCUCUGUCGACUUUGCUCGUGCGCUGAAGGACUUUGCCGCUGUGCUUAAUGAUCUCAAGCGUCUGAGUUCGUUGGGUGAUUUGCCUAUUGAGCAACAUGAUAGAUCAACGAUCCGCGUGCGGUUUCCUGGGUGCGAUGCGGAGACGGUCGAGCGCCUUUGCGACGAAGUCGGAGUCCAGCGAGGCAGGAUUGUCCAGGAUGAAGACUUCGAUCUCCAUACAGGCUCUGAUCUGGCUCUUCGUUUCCCAUUUGCGCCCAGUGUUCCAGCAUCGCCAGAAAUGGAGUGCUUUUUCCAGAGUGAAGCUUCACAGGUCCCCGAAGAAGUCGACUGGAAGGCAAUGAUGUCCUCGGAGAACAAGUCAGCUUCAUCCCGAGCAUCAUCGAAGCAAAUCAAGAACGAAUUUGUUCUGGCAGACUUAGAUAUGUUCGGCUCGAAUCCAUGGAAAUCAGAUUCGCCAUCGGAAUACUCGAGCAUCAACAUAAGUGACCUUGGUGGCCGUGCUUACUUCCCGGAGGUGUCCAGUGCUGGCGUUCCCAGUAGUACUUCUGGCUACGACAGUAUGCAAGGUAUCCAUAGGUUUAUAGCAGAGUGUGACCAAGCCGCGGUGCGUCAGUAAUUGCGUUGUUUUCAGAUUGACAGCUAUAUCCGCUCGCUUGAUUUUCUUAUGUUAUUCGUCGUGAUUAUAUUUAGUACUAUACACAUCUUGCUGCAUUUAUGAAAUUGAAUAUAUCUCUAUAUCAGCAUCUCUCCC